AAAGUUGAAAAGGUGAAAAAAAUAGACGUAAGGAAGUGAAACUGCCUCGUGCAUAUGAGAAAAAGGACGUGAGACAACUAAAGGUAAAAGGUAAUUAAGUGAGAGUCACCGAAGAGUCAUGCCAUCUCCAUGUCUUCCACAUUCCACUUUAUCAUUUAUCUCCAUCGUUUCUACAUUAUUGUCUUCAUAUUUUGAUCAACUACCUUCUUUUCUUCUAAAAACCUUCAAUUGCUUGAUUGCAACAAAAAAUGCAGUCUUCUUUCGCAAUUAUAAUUAUGAAUACAUGAUACUUAACUUAUAGGCCAAACAUGAAAAUGUAAAAUAAAAGUCCAGAUCAGUAUAGGCAAAAAAGAAUCUCUACCAUCAACUAGACAAGUAAUUAGUAAUUUAGUAUACGCCAAUAUUGUAUUCUUGGGAAAAAAACAAUCAUAAGUUUGUUGAGUUUGUGUGCCUGACAUGGGUACAAGUUUGUGAAAUCCUACUUGUAUAUUAAUUUAAUCCAUUAACUAGUACCACCUGCAUUUAUCUAUUGUACACUAGCACAAACAUAACACAUAACAUAAAUAUAUAGUAUUAUGUAAACUAUAAAAUAUGCCUUAUUAAAGAAAUUACAACAUGAUAAUUUGAUUAGUGGGAGAAGACCAAUGCGCUUAAAGAUAUUUUAUGUCUUGUGUUGACGCAUACUUAUAUAUCUUUCUUAUAGUAACUAAUACAUGUAAUUAGUUAAUCCAACUAGCUUCUUUUGAGUUUUUUAAUCCAAUUAGUUUCUUUUGAAUUUACAUGAUGGCUAUAAAAUUAUAAAAAUAUUAACAAAGUUCCCAUUUUAUUAUUCACAUAUGUCUAGUUCAUAUAUACACUUUCCACAUUUAAAAUCAUUUAAAUUGAAGAAUAAUGAUUUUAAAUAUUCUUUUUUUUGUUCUUGCUAAUCAUUUCCAUUUUCCUCCUAUAAAACCUUGACAUAUCUCAACUUACUAUCAUAUUCACCAACUACAUCUUUCUCUUCCUCAACAAUCAACCCUAAUAUAACUCCAAAAUGGAAGCCACCAUCUUCAAGAAAUCAAGAAGCUCAUCAUCAACCCUAGCGAUGCACAAACAAUCAUACUCAAUAACCAAAACAAAGCCAAAGAUCCGUAUAAUUCAUAUAUUUGCACCUGAGAUCAUCAAGACCGACGUUGCCAACUUCCGAGAGCUCGUCCAGAGCCUCACAGGCAAACCAGAAGACCAUGGUGUUUCAAGGACAAAGACAAGAAGAGGUACUCAUCGUCAAGUCCAAGACAUGAUCAACAUGGAGAAACCAGGAGAAGUAGAGCGUUGUGAUGAUCAAGGGUUCUGCUCAAACUCAGAGAUGGAAGAUAUGUCGAUGACUUGGAACGGUGAUAAUGACGGUGGUGAGCUCUCAGGAGGGUUCUUGAAUGGUAUGGGAGAUUUUGGAGGGUUUAUUCAAGAACUUGGUGAAUUUCCCUAUUUGCCCUCGUCCGCCAUGGACGUUUCUGCUUCUUCUAACUCGUCUUCUUCCUCCCAUUUACAUGGUGGAUCAAUUUUCUCAGAUUCUCAUCACCAAUUCUAACUCUUGUCUCUCAAACAAAAGAGCUUUUUAUAAGUGGUGUAUUUUAUCUUCUUAAUUAGGUUUUUGUGGAAAUAUUUUUUGUUGUUUUUGUUUAGUCCAAUAAAUUGAUAUUAUGUAAAGGUUAAACUCUUUUUUAUUUCACCCUUAAUGUGUUAUGAGCUGA
Messenger RNA from Brassica napus (rape), 1730 nucleotides. RefSeq names its product VQ motif-containing protein 25. Gene Ontology annotation, cellular component: nucleus. The record is from RefSeq and is a predicted model, not a curated record. The transcript has a single exon. Lineage: Eukaryota; Viridiplantae; Streptophyta; Magnoliopsida; Brassicales; Brassicaceae. Bases 1034 to 1567 code for a protein of 177 amino acids.